AUGUCGCAAGUCCUCAUCCGUUCAGUAUGGGCGUAUAAUCUUGAUGAAGAGUUCUCUUUGAUCCAUACUCUUCUCCAGCAAUACCGCUUUGCGGCGAUCGACACCGAAUUCCCCGGUUUCAUCUACCACUCGAGGAGGCCUCACUUGCUCUCGGCAGAAGAAUUCUACGUUCUUCUCAAGUCCAAUGUCGACCACCUCCAUCUCAUCCAGGUCGGCCUCACCCUCUUCGACGCCAACGGCAACCUCCCCGACCUCGGCACCCACGGUGCCGUCUACUAUGCGUGGGAGUUCAAUCUUCGGGACUUCGACAUAUAUAGUCAUUGCUUUGCACCGGAGUCUAUAAACUUCCUCAGCUCCAAUGGCUUCGACUUCGACCAUCUCCGCACCUAUGGGAUCGACUCCAGCCUCUUCGCCCAAAGGUUGGUAGCAUCCCAUCUCGUUGGGAGUGACUCAAACAUAGAGUGGGUUACCUUCAGCGGCGCCUAUGACUUCGGAUACUUGAUCAAGAUUCUAAUGGGUAGCCCUUUGCCGGAAAGGAGGGAGGACUUCAUGCGUCUUUUGACGUCUUUUUUCGGUGAGAGAUUAUUUGACAUAAAGACGAUCAUGAGGUAUUGCGACGGACUUUAUGGAGGACUGGAGCAGGUUGCUAGAACGUUGAAUGUGGUUUCAACCGUAGGGAGACCUCGCCGGGCAGGCUCCAAUAGCGUCCUUGCCUCCCGAACCUUCUUGGAGAUGAGGAAUAGAUUCUUUAUCGAUCGCGAUAUGACCAUGCAUGCAGGGGCACCGCAUGGAUUGAAUUUUACUCGAUGA
Elaeis guineensis (African oil palm) is the source of this 810-nucleotide messenger RNA. RefSeq names its product probable CCR4-associated factor 1 homolog 11. The record is from RefSeq and is a predicted model, not a curated record. NCBI's taxonomy places the organism in Eukaryota, Viridiplantae, Streptophyta, Magnoliopsida, Arecales, Arecaceae. Gene Ontology annotation, molecular function: nucleic acid binding; poly(A)-specific ribonuclease activity. Gene Ontology annotation, cellular component: CCR4-NOT complex.